Molecule: messenger RNA, 2316 nt
Organism: Nelumbo nucifera (sacred lotus)
Lineage: Eukaryota; Viridiplantae; Streptophyta; Magnoliopsida; Proteales; Nelumbonaceae
Biological process (GO): regulation of DNA-templated transcription
Molecular function (GO): transcription coregulator activity
Source: RefSeq, a predicted model, not a curated record
AUCCAUGCUUAUCCAGUACUACUGUGAACUGUGGUUUGUUUGAAGGGAUUAGAAUCCAAUGGCUGAGCUCUUGACUGCAAGCCUCUGAGUGCACGGUGACACCUUUUGCAGACUGAUGAGAGAUUAAAAUCAUGAUAUCUCCACAGGAAACAAUUGAGGUUGGGGUUGGUUAGGCGCUACCGACAGUGACAAUGUGAUCAAACCCCGAUCAAAAAAGCCCCAACCCCCCCCUUCCCUCUCCAAAUUUAUUAAUGGUUUUGGUCUCUGGAGACCAGAUUUUUAGAGAGGGAGAGGGACUGAGGGAGAGAGGGAGAGAGAAUGAGAGAAAGGAGGAGGGGGGGGGAGAAGGGAAAGAUGUAAUACCCGUUGGGGGGCAGGCAUGUGGAUGUGUGGGGGACACCACCCACCCGCAUUGGUAAGCCCGUUAAAUUAUUGAGCGAAGGACAGGAAAAAAAAAAUAAAGGAGAGAAGGGAAAAGCAAAGACUCGGCAGCAUAACCCCUCUCACCCCUCCCCACCCAAUCCUUCUCUGUCCCUCGCUCUUGCUGUUUCAAGUCUGGUAUUCUGGGUUGCUCAGAAUAAAGGGUGCUCUCGCAAGUGGGGAUUGCAGAGGGGAAACCCGGCAAGAGCAGAAGCAACAAGAACUGAACAAGUCCUCUGUUUGGAAUUUGUUUUCCGCCACGCAACGGAAUUAGUCUCGUAUUACCUCUUUCCUGCAAUUGGAUUUCAGUUGUUAGCGACGAUGCCAAGGCCAGGCCCUAGGCCGUAUGAAUGUGUGAGGAGAGCCUGGCACAGCGAUAGGCACCAACCCAUGAGAGGAUCUCUCAUUCAAGAGAUUUUCAGGGUCGUCAAUGAGAUCCAUAACGCUGCAACUAAGAAGAACAAGGAAUGGCAGGAGAAACUCCCUAUUGUUGUCUUGAGAGCAGAGGAAAUCAUGUACUCCAAAGCGAAUUCUGAGGCGGAGUACAUGGAUCUCAAGACGCUUUGGGAGCGGUUGAACGAUGCCAUUAACACGAUUAUUCGCAGGGAUGAGAGCACUGAAACAGGAGAAGGAAACCUUCUUCAGCCUUGUAUUGAAGCCGCGCUUCAUCUAGGAUGCAUUCCAAGAAGAGCAUCGCGGAGCCAGCGUCACAGUAACCCGAGGUGUUACCUGAACCCCAGCGCGCAAGAACCCACCUCUGUCCCUCCGAGAGUUCCCGACAGCACAACCCAUAGAGGUCCCCCUCAUUUACUGCCACUCCGGUCCGGAGAUCGAACAACCUCCCCGCGGUUCUUUCCGUAUUAUUCGACUUCGACCUUCACAAGACCGACAACUAUGCACUCCCCUCGUUUAGGCUCGGAAUGCAGCACUCCUGUCACCCGAGACAACAAUCCCGCCACAUCAACAUCUCGUGAGUUCCGUUUUCCCGCCGGCAGUUUCCGUCCGUCUGGCGGUAACCAAUCCUUCAGAGCAGAAACUUACCCCCAAUCGAACUUGGGUUGCGUUUAUCCAUUGUAUUAUGGCACAGUCAUUCAAACUAAGGAGCCCCAGUUGAGCUUCCAAACCCCCCAAGUUUCAAACCGCAAUACGGUUGUCGGUCCACCUUGUGUUCCGUCCACUUCCGCUCGGGAGCCUGCUGAGAGGGGUGUCUUGGAGAAUUUCUUCCCCUGUGGUGUGCCUGUUAAAACUCCAACCACAACAGUUCAAGCAGACCCACAGAACGUUCCUGAGAGGCCUCCUGAGCCUGAGUGCGACUUAUCCUUGCGUUUGGGUCCGCUAUCAACUGAUGGCAUUGCCGCAGAGAACCGCUGGGUUCAUGAGGUUGAAGACGUUGGUUCGAGUAGUUCUCAAGAGGGGAGCAAGUUUAGCGAUUCGUCCCCACAAAACGAAAAGGAGUUUUGCUUCUUCCCCAGGGACAAUGCUGAUGAUCCUUUGGAAUCCUCUUCUAGUAAAUGGAGUUCUGAGGGUGAAGGAGGUCUGUAUCUAGAUGCACCCUUUAAGAAGCUUAAGACCACGGGUAGUAGCUCUGCUGAGGAUGGGCAAUUUUGCUGGCAACCAAAGCUUCCAUCCGACCAAUUUUUUGCGAGAAUGAAGAAGCCAGGUCUGUAGCUAGGGAAUUUGUUUUGUAGUACAUACAUUUUGAAAUCUUGAGGUUGAUCCAGGACCCUAUUUCUAAGCAGCCUUUUGUGCAACGAUUUUGUAUGUUCAAUUGUUGUUUUGUCAUGCUUGAUGAUGAAUUGGUGACUUGAGCAGCAAGCUGCACUGUCUCCACAAUGAAAAAGUGUAAAUAGAGAUUCUGAGUUUGAUUAAAAAACUACCAGGCCUUGAAAAAACUAA